This is a messenger RNA of Phragmites australis (common reed), 5431 nucleotides long. RefSeq names its product protein TRANSPARENT TESTA 9-like. The transcript is spliced from 19 exons. Gene Ontology annotation, biological process: endosome to lysosome transport; regulation of autophagosome maturation; endosomal transport. Gene Ontology annotation, cellular component: endolysosome membrane; late endosome. The record is from RefSeq and is a predicted model, not a curated record. NCBI's taxonomy places the organism in Eukaryota, Viridiplantae, Streptophyta, Magnoliopsida, Poales, Poaceae. The coding region runs from base 152 to 2416 and encodes 754 amino acids.
CCGGGCGGGCGGCGAAAAGCAUAACGAAACCCAACGACAAGAAGGCGAGGAAGAAAAAAGAAUAAAUAAAUAAAGAGAAGCGAAAAGGCGAAAAGCGAGAGCCUCGCCCCCGAUCCCCCGCACCGCCCGCCGGCGAUCGCCGCCGCCGCGGAUGCGAUGCGCUCCCCCUCCGGCGGCUGCGGCGGCAGCAGCGUGGUGGCCCGCGCACCAGGGUGGUGAGGGAUCCGCCACCGCGCGCCCCGGCUCCUGCGCCUCCGAGCUCGGCCCCUUCGGGUUCGCCCGUGCCCACGCUCGCGCCGACGCCGCCGCGGGCUGCCGCGGAUUCGCCGACAUGUGGCUCUUCUGGCGCACGAGGAACCGCUUCUCCCUCGAGGAGCUCCGGUAUCUAACAGAUCAGCUACAAAAGGUUCAUGUUGUCAAUGAAGCUAAUAAGGAUUUUGUGAUUGAAGCAUUGAGAUCAAUUGCGGAACUGAUGAUAUAUGGUGACCAGCAUGAUCCGUCAUUUUUUGAAUAUUUUAUGGAGAAACAGAUCAUGGGUGAAUUUGCUCGAAUACUGAGGAUUUCUAAGCUGUCGAGAGUGUCACUCCAGUUGCUACAAACAAUGAGUAUCAUGAUCCAAAAUUUAAGAAAUGAUCAUUCAAUUUACUAUAUUUUUAGCAAUGAGCACAUCAACUUCUUGAUAAUGUACCCUUUCGAUUUUCAAAUUGACGAGAUGCUAUCGUACUACAUAUCUUUUCUAAGGGCAAUAAGCGGGAAGUUGAACAAAAAUACAAUUUCUUUGCUCGUGAAGAUGAAAAAUGAUGAGGUCACGUCCUUUCCUCUUUAUGUUGAGGCCUUGAAGUUUGCAUUUCAUGAGGAUAGCAUGAUUCGAGUAGCUAUACGUACCUUGACACUCAAUAUCUAUCAUGUUGGAGAUGAAUCUGUCAACAGAUUUGUUUCCUGUGUGCCACUGUCAGAUUAUUUUUCAGACAUGGUCCAGCAUUUUCAAAAGCAGUGCAUUGACUUGGAUAAGUUGGUUGCGCGUUCUUCACGAAAUGCAAAUUCCUCUUUGCCAAUGGCUUCUGUUGAAGAUGCAAUUGUGCAAAUUGAAGAUACACUGUAUUAUUUUAGUGACAUUAUGUCUUCUGGUAUUCCUGAUCUUGAAAGGUUCAUCACUGAAAAUAUCUUGCAAGUUUUGGUAUUUCGACUCUUACUCCCAUCAUUACAGAGGCAGAGCACAGAUUUGAGCAUAAGUGUCACUACUUCCAUGUAUUUGCUUUGCUGUAUACUGCACAUUUUUAAGAACAAGGAUAUGGCAAGUACUGUAGCUGCUGCUCUUUUUCAUCAACCUGAUUGCCCUGAUAAUAAGCAAGGGACACCUAAUGGUUGUACCUCUGAGCAUGAACCUAGCUUGUCUGAGAAUCAAUGCAGCAGUGCCUCUGCUGUUGAGCAAUCAAAUGAAGACAAGCUGAAUUCUCUGUCUUCUGUCCGAUGGCAAUGCUUGCCUGAUCAUUUGUCGCCAAGUGAUUGCUGCCAAGGCAACACACCGAGAGAACACUUGCUGUCCUAUAUCACAGGCGGGAAUGAUUCGCAAGCUUUGGGCUCGUUGUGCUUAUUUGCUACAUUGUUGCAGACGAAAGAACUUGAUGAGUCGAUGCUUGAUGCACUUGGAAUACUCCCUCAACGAAAGCAGCAUAAGAAGCUUCUGUUACAAGCUCUAGUAGGUGAAGACCUUGCUGAAAGACAGUUAUUUCCAUCAAGUAGCAGUGUCACCGAUGACACCAUUUGCAGCGAUUUUGAUAUUUAUGUAAGGAAGCUUCAGGAUAAAUAUGGGCUACAGUGUUGGCAUCCACGGCAAAUGACUUCCAAAGUUCACAGAUAUCAGGUGCUCGAUGCGUUAGUCGCCCUUUUCUGCAGAUCAAAUGUAUCUGCAGAUGUUCGCUUGGUUGGUGGCUGGCUUUUCCGGCAACUGCUGCCCCAUGGAGAGGAAGAAUUCACUGCUUUUCAUCUAAGACGGUUAAAGGAUUCACACAAGGAUUGCAGUGCAAAACUUUUGGAGGAAUCUGGAGGAUGCUGGUGCGACAUGCUUCUUCCUAUUGUUAAAGAGGCUUGGAGGAACUGCAAGAAAGCAAUUGAGGCAUCUUCACCACCAAAAGGAUCCAAUUCUAUUAUUGUACCCUUGUAUUUGUGCUCAUUUGGAGGUGAUUCUUCUGUUGCUAUCGCAGAGAGAAUCCAUGAGAUGGUUAAGUGUUGCGCUCUUGCUAGUUGUAGAACUACAAAAGAAGGUGAAGAUUGCCAAGCCCAAAACCCACCCGAAUACAUCGGAUACACUCCAUGCAUCUCCAAGACCAUAGAGACCUCUAAUUCCUGCAAGCAUCCAUGGGGGAAAGGAGAGAUCAAUUCUAACAGACAGGUGGAAGACUCACAGUCACACUGAACCGCUAAUAUCGGCACAGGAGAUGAAGAGAGGUUGUAGAAGGUCGGCUUGUCGCAACUAUGAGUUGCAAUGGCUUACGGUGCUGCACAAUUGAUUCAGUGUUUCUGGAACUACAGGAAGGGAAUUGGAUUGUUUGGUCAGUUUUUCAAUGCCGUAUCAUAUUGGGGUUGCUUGAUGAGACUAUGGAACUUUGAGUGUAUUUCAGUAUAGUUUUUUUUUUCUUUUGAGUCAAAGAUUAUUUGGAUUAUUCAGAUCGUACCGACAGAUUUGGAUCAGAACAAGAUUAAUCCCGUAUUACCUGAAUCCGAGUUCCAACUAUUUGGAUGCUAAAUUAUGUCCCAAACAAGAUUCUGAUUGGAUUUCAAACUACAAAUACCAGCCUGCUUGCCUGAUAUGUUUUUCAUCUUGAAAUUUUGGCUGGAUAGCUAACUAGUUGUGUAUGCGAAUCAAUACCCAGUUCUCAUUGUCAUGAUUUGCAAAGCCUCUUCAAAGUGCAUGGUUUAAUAAGGGGUUUUCUUUUUGGUAUAUAUGGACGGAGUUGAGGUGCUUUGUUCUAUUCCAGCAGCAUAUGCAUAUUGGUGAUGAUUCAGCAUGUUGGAUAUAUAUACUAAAAUACGAAAAAAAGUUAAGUUUAACAUGUCAGCUAAUUAUUUCCUGAAAAUCAACUGUUCUCCGAAGCGACACUAUGCAUGGUCGAUAACUGGGUCUGCAAAAAAUACGUCCAGAAGUUCAUAUGUUGACUUUGUGAAUUCUCUGUACGAAUCUAUUAAUUAGUGCUUACUCUGUUAGUAUGGUGUAUAAUAUAAGUUGAGGGUAUUCAAUCGCAAAAGAUAUGUAUGUAGCAAUUCAAAUUGUAGUGAUAAUGUUCAACUUGCAUGUCGUGUGACUAACAACAUGGGGUAUUCCUUUUUUUUUUAAUUUUGCUUUGCUGGUUUGACAUUACCUGGACAUCCAAUUAUUCUGAUACCCAUGUGGUUCUCUACACCUAAAGCGCUGCAGCCAAUUUUAAAUUUUUGAUGAGAAACAUCUUAAAAGGGAUGUGAUUGCAUUAUUAUGCACUCGUGUUUUUUAUUUUUUUAUUUUUAUGAAUGACCGGUUUAGACUUGUGCGCACAUAUGAGGAAAAAGGCUUUAUAUUAUCAUUGUACUGUCCUAAUGUGUCCCUUCGUAAAUUUGUUUAACUCCUAAACCACAUCGACCUUUACUCCUGUUGACCACUGAAAAGAGCUUUUUUGUCUAGCAUAUAUAUAAAUAGUGUGGGCUAUUUAGAAUGAUAUGAUUAUGUUUCAUCUUGAAAACAUAGAUCAUUGUUUUUUUUUGUUUUUUUUAUGAAUGACCGGUUUAGACUUGUGCACACAUGAGGAAAAAGGCUUUAUAUUAUCAUUGUACUGUCCUAAUGUGUCCCUUCGUAAAUUUGUUUUAACUCCUAAACCACAUCGACCUUUACUCCUGUUGACCACUGAAAAGAGCUUUUUUGUCUAGAAUAUAUAUAAAUAGUGUGGGCUAUUUAGAAUGAUAUGAUUAUGUUUCAUCUUGAAAACGUAGAUCAUUGUUUGUACAGGAACAGAUGCUCUCCCUAGAAUGUUUCUUGUAAAAGUAGGAUGUGUCAACACACAUCUUUGGAUUAGUUCGCUGUGGCAAAAUACUUGAGACUGACAUUUUUUGACUUUUGGACACCUCACCAUUUUCAAGGAUUCGAUUAAACUCUACUUCAUUAUGUGGUUGUGUUUGUGCAUAUGUAGAUGAAAGUUCCAUCAGUGACCCCACUUGCUGAAAAUGCCACUAAAAAUGAAUGAUAGAGAUUAAGCCACUAGUUAGUAGUUAUCAAAAUUUAAUCUGAAAAUGCCAUUUUGACAAGGUCAAAGCUGAUGGACCGAUUUAAAAUGUCUAUUUGCCAUCUCCAAAAUGGCAAAUUUACAAUUUAAUGACUUCAUUGUUUACGUUAAAAAUUAUGUUAAACACUUGGUAGGUGGUGGUUGGUGUGGCAGACAGCAAAGCUGACAGUUUAGUAUGCUAUGUGGCUCACCAACUUAUCUACACUGGCAUGUAGACAUGGCAAGUCAGUAGCGGUGGAUGCGGUAGCGGUCGCAGUUAGCAAGCACAGAGCAGAGAGGUUGAUCUAGUAGCUCGGGAACAUGGCUGGUUGAUGGCUGGCUCAUGCGAGCACAUGGCUUGGUAACAGCUAUGUUUGUGAAACUAUGUGGCUGCUGACUGUUGUGGCAUGUUUAAUGUAGCAGCAGUGGCACCUACACAGCUGUUAGUGGGCAUGUGUAGCUUAGUUAUAAUGGAGAAGCAACAAGGAUGGAAUGGUGGCUGCUACAGCCUGACGGCAGAGCUAGCUGCACAAUGGCAUGAUAUAGUGCAGCGACAUUGGUGGCCGCAGGUGGUGUUGAAGCAGAUGUAGUGGCAUGCACAAUGUCGAGUUAAUGCACAGAGGCGUUGGAGGUUUAGGAAGGAGGGGAAGGAGGGAAAAGAAGAGCAGGAGCACUAAGGGAUUUAAAUUGUUUUGGCUCAGUCAACCUCGCAGGAGUGUCAUGUUUAGAAGAACAAUGAAAAAUGAUUGGCAUAAUCUUUAUUUUGCAUUCGUUUAUGUUACUUUCAGCAAAAGAGGGAUAACCAAUGGUUUUUCAAAUUUAUCCUUCGAUAUGUUUGGUGGACUGGUAAACAUCAAAUUUGUGCUUUUGGGCAAGAACAUGCUUUGUCUCCUAACAGAAUAGCUAUUUACAGAAGUGUACAAAAAGCUUGUCCAUUGUAGCAAAGCUGCUCCAAAAGUACUGCUCUUAUUCUGCAUUUGCUCUUACUUGUAUGCAUGCGGACGAAACAUUAAUGAUGCCCUUGAAGUUACAUGCACAAUGUCAUCAUGUGAAAAUUAAAACUAUGUAUUCUGAAUUCUUUUUGGGAUGGUUCGGUCAUUGUUAAGUUGAUUAGACAUCUCUGCUUAAAUUGUAGAUGAAGUGAGUAAUCCUGUUGAAUUCUAUAUUAUAUUUGAAGUUAAUUUCAUCACUUCCUUAUUCUU